Messenger RNA from Diutina rugosa, 381 nucleotides. RefSeq lists its product as uncharacterized. Bases 1 to 381 code for a protein of 126 amino acids. The transcript has a single exon. The record is from RefSeq and is a predicted model, not a curated record. Lineage: Eukaryota; Fungi; Ascomycota; Pichiomycetes; Serinales; Debaryomycetaceae.
AUGACUAUUUCUAACGAAACCGAAAGCGACACUACCGCCUGCAAUUCCAUCAUUGAGAGUUUCAUUUCGUCGGAGUGUGGGUUUGCUACCUAUACCCUUUUGAAAGAUGACGUGGGCAACUUGUUCAUCCUCUACCCUAACGGGACUAUUCACCCGGCACAGAAGAUUGCCAGUCUGCCAUUGAAAAACGGACGCGUGCCUACGUCGCCUUACGGAGCACACAAGACGUUCAAGAUGCCCACUCCUUCUUCCAGCACACACGACUUGAUUGCUGACUGGGUUCAUUCUACUCCCGGUGAGCUUCAAUCUCGAUACAGCCAGUGUGACGCUAUCUCGUUGAAACGAGCCCCUUCAAGACUCUCAAACGGUCACCACCCAUAG